AUGGAAAAAACAUACCUUUCACACAGCAAAAAAACAAACAAAGAACAAUGCGUAAAACCAUGUAAAAGUACAGAGGUGCCCAUAAUCUCAAGUCUAAACGAGAAUAUAUACAACCGUACUAAAAAAAGGUGCUAUCUAGAUAUGUCUGCUAAGAAAAGAGCUAGAAAAACGGUAAAAAAAAGCGUAUCAUUCUCUGAUGACACAACACUAACUACGCAUCAUAACCGUGAGAAAAAGAAUGUGGAUCAUGAUCGUCCGCCUGUAUAUGUGAGAAAAACCCCCCUGAUGACAUUUCCAUACCAUUUUAUAGCGCUGCUUUAUUACUACAUAUUCUUAUCAUCCAACUUUAAUACGGUGAAAUUAUUGGGCUUUCUAAUUCCUACACAAGUUGCCUAUUUAAUUCUGCAAUUCAAUAAAUGCACAGUUUAUGGUAAUAAAAUUAUCAAAAUCAAUUACUCAUUGACCUUAAUAUGCCUAGGUGUUACAUUUUUGUUGAGUUUUCCGGCGAUGUUAUUGACCAUCUUAUUUGGUGCACCAUUGAUGGACUUGACGUGGGAAACUUGGCUAUUGUCUCUGCAUUUUGCAUUUUUAGCGUACCCUGCAGUUUAUUCUGUAUUUAAUUGUGAUUUCAAGGUCGGAUUAUGGAAGAAGUAUUUCAUCUUUAUAGUUGUAGGUGGUUGGAUUAGUUGUGUUGUAAUUCCUUUAGACUGGGAUAGAGAUUGGCAGAAUUGGCCAAUUCCAAUUGUUGUUGGAGGGUAUUUGGGCGCUUUAGUUGGCUAUACCAUUGGUGCUUACAUAUAA
Molecule: messenger RNA, 801 nt
Organism: Saccharomyces mikatae IFO 1815
Lineage: Eukaryota; Fungi; Ascomycota; Saccharomycetes; Saccharomycetales; Saccharomycetaceae
Gene: GPI11
Product: mannose-ethanolamine phosphotransferase GPI11
Exons: 1
Coding region: 1-801 (266 amino acids)
Biological process (GO): GPI anchor biosynthetic process
Cellular component (GO): endoplasmic reticulum membrane
Source: RefSeq, a predicted model, not a curated record